UGGUCGUGAGGAGCGGUGAUCUCCUGGUGCCCCGGACAUGCACCUCCCCUCCUGACCCAUCACCCCCUCUCCUUACCCCGAGGCCGAGGCGUCAACUUUCCAGAAAGCGCUUCUGAAUUAGAGGCCCAACCGCAGGGGAUUGACCGACGAGUGAGUAAGGCAAGAAGAAAGCGGGCGGGUUCCGGCCCUUCCGGAGGCUGUUCGGCAAGAGGGAGAAGAAGGAGAGCCCCCAGGCCCGGGGAGCGCCCGCCCUGAGGAAGCGGCGCUCCCUCGGGAGACACUGCAAUGGCGUCGUCUCGUCGGACGAGGAGACCCUCCAAGACCACGUGAGGUCCUUCGGCUCUGCUAUGGGAGGCCGGGCCUUCUCCCACGACAGCAUUUUCCUCCCCGAGGGACCAGCCGAGAGCCAAGCCGGAACUCUCCAGCAGCAGCCGGGGCAGGACUUGGUGCCUGGGCAGUGCCCGCCGCUGGCCACCGAGGAAACAGAGACCGGGCUGACCCUCGGACUCCCAGAUAGCAACAAUCAAGAAGGUGCCCCUGGCUCGCCAGCUUUGGGCGAAGAGAGCAGCUUCCUGGGCAGAGCGGAGGCCGCGGGGGCGUGGGAGCCGGACCUGAGAUCGCUCCCCGAGACCUGCUCCUGGGACGCCAGCCGGAGCCUGCUCUUUCUCUCCUCCGGGCUCUGGUCCCGUGACGUUCCUGACCCCCCAGUUCCAGCACCAGGCCCUGCCAGCGCCAUGGAAGACAAGGUUCCUCCAGUCCGGCCGUCUCGGCCCAAAAGGCACUUCUCCACAGCGGGGACCAUCGAGAGCGUCAACCUGGACGCCAUCCCGCUGGCCCUGACCCACCUGGACAACAGUGCGGCCAAGCACAGGCUGGCCGUCAAGCCGCGGAACCAGCGCGUGUCCAAGAAGCACCAGAGGCUCAGGCGGAGCCAAUGGGGAAGCCUGGAAACACACAACGGGCACUGUGCCGGAGAGAUGCCCACCUGGCCUGGGGAGGUCCUGAAGCCAUCGAUCCGGGAGGAACAGGAAAGGCAGGAAGAGGAGCAUGGGAGGCGCGGUGAGGCCGAGGGGCAGGGACACGAGGCGGAGGCGGCUGAAGAGAAACGUCUGGAAGAGCAAAGCUUCUGGAGACUGGACAGCCAGAGCGAAGAGAUGGAAGAGGAGGACGAAGAGGAGGAGGAGGAAGAGAAGCGCAGGAGAAGCCUCUUGGGGGACAAGAGAAAACAGUCACUCCCAGAAGGGGGCCGAGGGGAGGAAGUGGAGGAGCAGUGGUUAGAGCUGGAGGUGCAGAGCUGCCAGGAAGAAGAGAGACAGAAAUUGGAAGAGCAGAGGCGCUGGGAAGAGGAGGGACAGCGACUGGAGGAAGAGAGACGGAGGCGUCGGGAUGAGGAGAGACGGAGGCUGGAGGAGGAAGAGAGACGGAGGCUGGAGGAGGAAGAGAGACAGAGGCUGGAGGAAGAAGAGAGACAGAGGCUGGAGGAAGAAGAGAGACAGAGGCUGGAGGAAGAAGAGCAACAGAGGCGUCGGGAUGAGGAGAGACAGAGACUGGAGGAAGAAGAGAGACAGAGACUGGAGGAAGAAGACAGACAGAGGCGUCGGGAUGAGGAGAGACAGAGACUGGAGGAAGAAGAGAGACAGAGGCUGGAAGAAGAGAGACAAAGGAGUCUGAAUGAGGAGAGACAGAGGCUGGAGGAAGAAGAGAGACAGAGGCUGGAGGAAGAAGAGAGACAGAGACAGGAGGAGCAGAGAUGCCAGGAAGAAGAGAGACGGAAACUGGAGGAAGAGGAGAGACGGAGGCUGGAGGAGGGGCAACACCAAGAAUUAGCAGCAAAAAUGUCCUUGGAGGUGGAAGCACAGCAGCGUCUGGCAGAGGCAGUCAAGCGUCCACAGGAGCUGAAGAGACAGGAGCCCCCCGCUGAGACCCCCAGAAGGCCAGAGGCAGAGAAGCAGCUCCGGGAGGAAGAAGAAGAAGGAGGAGUAGAGUGGAGGUCCGAAGGGCGUCGGCAACCCCUGGACUAUGAAGAUGGAAAACGUUUGGGGACCAAAGGGAAUCCACCUCAGGAAGGCCCGGGGAAGAAGAGGCGAGGAGAUGCCGCUGGUAGCCGAAACGCCGGAGGACAGGCCAAACUGGAGCCGCCGAGUGGCGGGGAGAGUGAGCAGGACCCCAGGAGCCGGGGAGGACGAGGAGGAGACGGAGACCGGCCCCGAGAGUCGGCCCCGCCACAGCCAAAAGGGGCAGGGGCCCAGGAGCGGUACCGUGGGGGAGAGGAGGAGGAGAUGAGGUGGCGGGAAGUGGACGAGAGGCAGAGCACGCCCCGACCGUACACCUUCCAAGUGUCGUCGGGAGGGAGGCAGAUCCUCUUUCCUAAGGUCAACCUGAGCCCGGUGGCCCCACCGCCUCCCUCCGGCCACGAGCCCCCCGGCCCGCGGCCCGCCGCCGGCGCCCACCCACUGCCGGCCUCGCUGGGCAUCCCGCACACGGCCAUCCUGGUCACCGGCGCCCAGCUCUGCGGGCCCGCGGUCAACCUGAGCCAGAUCAAGGACAGAGCCUGCCGGUCGCUGCUGGGACGGUCGGAGGAGAGGAAGUCCACCUUCCGAGGUCCCCCCGCCCAGCGGGCGGGCGACGGGAAAGCCCGCGAUGGUCCAGAGUCGGCCCGCAACGAGGCCGCGCUGGCCGAGUGGGCGUCCAUCCGGUCCAAGAUCCUGAAGAACGCCGACGGGGCCGAGGCCGGCCGGACGCCGGCCGCCUGGGGCGGACCCCGGGGGAGCAUCACCAAGACCCAGCUGGUCACCCCCAAGUUCUCCAUCACGCCCGCCUGGCACAAGUUCUCAGACCCGGCCAGGCCCGGCGGGGGCGCGGACGACACCGGACGGGAGGCGCAAGUCGAGGGGUCCGGACCCAAGCCGGGCCCGGCGGAUGGACCGGCCCAACCGCCCGGAGGCCCCGGCCGCCGCACCCCGCCCAGGCCCCGGCCCGAGCCGGCCGGCGACGCGGACGGCUGUAAGUUUGCCAAAGACCUCCCGUCGUUCCUGGUCCCCGGCCUCCCCCCGUCUCCGCCCCGCGGGCCACCCCCCGACGGGGCCGGAGAGGCCGAGAGGCCCCCGCCUGGCACGGACGACGGCGCCUCCCCUUUCGGCAUCAAGCUGAGGCGGACCAACUACUCACUCCGCUUCCACUACGAUCAGCAGGCGGAACAGAAGAAGAAGAAGCGGCUCAGUGGUGGCAGCGGCAGCAGCAGCCCCGGGGCCAGCUCGGGCGGGACCCUGACUCCCCCGGUGCCUGCGGACGGGCAGACGGACACGGAGGCCGCCUCCCCGCCCCCGCCAGCCCGCCCCCCCGGGGGGUUCAGGUGGCCACCGCCCCAGAGGCCGGCCCUGGCCCCCAAACCUGCUCACCAGACCCCGCCGCCGUCCCCCCUCUCCAGAGGGAGCGGAACAUUCUGGGCCGGGCCGCCGGCCCCGAGGGCGGCACGACCAGAACCGGAGUCUGGGGACCAGGGCCCACGGUCUCCGCGCGACCGGCCUGGGGCCCGAGAGGAGGGAGCGACGGGGAAAGCCUCUCUCUUCGGGCCAGAGACCGUCAAGAAAGAGAAGCCGGGGCUUCAGAGUCACCACUCACUGGACGCCUCCGGACGGAUGGACGAGGGCUACGCGGCCCAGCCGACGUGGAUCAACCUGGCGCUCGAGAAGCAGAGGGGAUUCCGGGAGCAGCAGGCCUCCCGGGAGGAGCGGAGGAAGCAAGCUCGGGAGGCCAAACAGGCCGGCCGGCGGCCCGGCCAGCAGGCUGGAGCCCGCGAGGAGCUUGAGGAUGCCAGUGAGGGCAGCAGCGUGGGUUCCCCGCACCAACCCACAGCUCCGGAGAAGAGGAAAUCAGACGAGACGGGGGUGUCCAGGCUCCAACGCCGAGAGCUGCUGCAGAAGUCCAACACGCUCCCCACCUCUGUGACAGUGGAGAUCUCGGACUCCGUCCCGCCGGCCCCGCUGCUCAAAGAGGUCGCCAAGAGGUUCUCCACGCCGGACGCGGCGCCCGUGGCGACCGAGCCAGCCUGGCUGGCCCUGGCCAAGAGGAAGGCCAAGGCCUGGAGCGACUGCCCCCAGAUCAUUAAGUAGAACCACCACCUGACGCCUGGGCGAUUGGAGGUGGACACAUACACACGUUCCCCCUCUACCCUUGUUAUUUAUUUCUCAUUUUCCCAUAAGGUAAAGGAAUGGGGGGGUGGCGGGUGGGGAGGGAAGGGGAAGAAGCAUGUCCUACUGGAUCCAAAGAAUGGUCAGCCGGCCUACCCCCGAAGGCCAGCGUGGUUGCCCGGCCCGCUGCCGCCACGCAGUUCCUCCAGGAGCACGCGGAGCCCCGGGCCGGACGGACAGACCGCGGGUGGCGUCGGCCGCAGGUCGGCCUGUGCUCUUCAGUGGAGGCGGCCGGGGUUUCUCUUGGUAAGAACCACUGGGAACAGAAAGCGCACCUAAGUCACCAUUCGGGGACCCGCCGUUUUUCCGGAUCCCGAGCCUCUGGCCACCCCAGAGGGGCUAAGUCCUCCCACCCGCCUCUCCCGGCCUGGGGGGCGAGGGAGGGGUCAGCUCUACUGCUUACCACGGGGCUUCCUCCUGCCCACCACCAGCUGAAAGGGUUGGCCCCACUCUCAAGGAGUCACCCGUCUUCCCACCACCAAGCUGGGGGAUCUUGGUGAGGCCCCCUCCCUCUUCCCAGUUGGGACCCGGAGCCCCCCAUCAGCCGGGGGCCGGGACUAACGAGGGAACUGGGAGACCCCAUCCAACAUCCCCUGACGCCAUGUGUUCUUAGUCACCCUCGAAACGCACUGACCCAAGAAGGAGUCACGGGAUCUUAGCAGCCAGGAAGCGGUCUUUCUCUAGGGCUCCUUACCUCUCGGCAUGCUCGGGUCCGGUUUCUUCUGGAUGGCGCCAAGGAUGCCACAAGGUCCGCGGCGGGUCCCAGGGCCGGCCGGGCUCCCGGGGCCUGCAGGGUUGGCGAUGUUGGCGGCGGGUCUCCCAAGUCGGGAAGGUUGGACGGAGAUUUCGACGGGGUGAGAGGCGGCCAAGUGACGAGCCCAGCUGUUUGGGGAUGACUGUCACAGGUGGACUCUGAAGACAGGGGCCGGGGGACAUUUGGGCCAGGAGGGGGAAGGGAAUCAUGGACGAGGCUGGGGCUGACAGGAUGUGGGACAUCGGACCUCGACAACUGAGCUCGGAACCAAGGCACUCCCCCAUUCGCAUCCUUUGGAGAUGGCCGGGGGCAGGGGAGCCUUGUCCCACGGUGGACUUGGAACGAUUUUUAACACGUACAUGUCAAAAUUACUCAUGUUCAAACAUCCUCCAAGAUUUGCACUAAAUACCAAUGAAGUGUUACUGGUCUUGAGCUGUGUUGCCGUCUUUUCUGACCAACAAACACCCUGCUGGAAUGAUGGCAAAAGAUCUACUGAUUAACUUAUUCGAGACAGUAAAAAUCUUUCAAAAAUCCA
Tachyglossus aculeatus (Australian echidna) is the source of this 5479-nucleotide messenger RNA. RefSeq names its product capping protein inhibiting regulator of actin dynamics (gene CRACD). The transcript has 12 exons. NCBI's taxonomy places the organism in Eukaryota, Metazoa, Chordata, Mammalia, Monotremata, Tachyglossidae. Gene Ontology annotation, biological process: negative regulation of barbed-end actin filament capping; maintenance of gastrointestinal epithelium. Bases 348 to 4112 code for a protein of 1254 amino acids. The record is from RefSeq and is a predicted model, not a curated record.